GCCACAUGUGACGGGUGCUUCGUUUAACCACAUCACCGAUAUCUACAUACGCCACACUCGUCCCGCCCAGAUGACGGCCGUCGCCUAUACGCGGAACCAAUCGAAGGUUCGUGCGAUAGAGGGUGUUGGACUCGAGACGUCGUAAUCGAGGUUUGGCAGCACCUUGACGCAUCAGCCAAAUCGGACUCAGGACACUAUAAAGCGACGUUCAGAUCUGACAAUUCCAGAAGCCCUCACAAACGCAAGUUCACCUCGUUCACCGUUAACGUUUGCUAUCAUCCUCUGUCAUGUCUAACGCGUCGCACCUGCUCCCUGCUGUGCCUCAGACUCAAGGCCGUUCAUGCACUACCUUCAAGAUUCCGCCCAUGGACGGCUCACUGACCUACCCUCAGCUGUUCGAUUACCACGGGCAGCACUCCGCUGACCACCGCCUGUUCGUGUAUGCAGAAGACGACGGAACCCUCAAGACAAUCAAUUGGUCCCAAGCGAGCCAGGCGAUCCGCAGAAGUGCCCUGUUCGUGAGGGACCGUCUGGGCUGGCAGCCCGGUAUGGUCGACGCACCGGUGGUCGCGAUCUUGUCGGCCUCAGACUCGAUUCCCUAUGCGACGACGUUCAUGGGUGCCAUGCGCGCGGGCUAUACCCCGUUCCCCAUCUCUACGCGUAACUCGCCUGCCGCGGUCGCAUAUCUACUCGAGAAGACCAACGCCCAACAUGUAUUAGUCGGGCUCGACCAGGCCAUGCAGGAUCUUGCCAGAGAUGCGUUCGAGAUCCUCAAGUCCCAGUCCCAAUUUGCCACCGCUCCUGGAACAUCGCCCAUGCCUGUAUUUAGCGACCUGUACGGUGCAGACAUCGCGGACGUCGCCGUCGAAGACGUGCCGUACGAACAGCGGGGCUUGGAAGAACGCACUUUCCUCCUACACUCCUCAGGGUCCACCGCCUUCCCCAAGCAGAUUCCUUUCACCUAUCGGUCGAUCCUACAAUUUGCCAGAGCCGCUUUCUACGGAGAGCUCGAUCUGACGGACCGCGUGAUAUCCCUACACAGCGUGCCGAUGUUCCAUGCGAUGGGUAUCCUCAUGACCCUGUGCACUGCUGCUUAUGGCAUGGUUGCCGCCGUGCCCGCGCCGAAGACGCCCCCGGCGGUCCCAACGAACGACUCGGUCAUCGAAGGAGCAAAGGCGACAAAUGCUAAUCUGCUCUUGACUGUUCCAGCCAUGGUUGAGGCCUGGUCACGCAACCCCGAGUAUGUCAAAUGGAUUGCAACGCGUGACGCAGUGAUCUACGGUGGUGGCCCGCUCAACAAGGAGCGGGGCGAUUACAUGGUCAAUCACGGCGUCGAGAUCAUCAACAUCUACGGAUCCACGGAAUGCGGUCCUUUGAACGUAUUUUUGACUGCCAAUCCUGGCAUAGACUGGGAGCACUUCCGCUUUGCAUCCUACCUCAACGUGAAGUUAGAACCACACGGCAAUGACCAAUACGAAGUUGUCCUCGUGCCAAACGAGUUUGUGCGGCCAAACUUGCUCAACACCAAGGUCGAUGGAGUAGACGCUUACGCGACCUCUGAUCUUGUCGCUCCUCAUCCGACAAAAAAAGGGUUCUACAAGAUAGUCGGCCGUACUGACGAUCAGAUCAUGCACAGUACCGGCGAGAAGACUAACCCAGGUCCUUUGGAAUUGAUGAUGAAUCAGGACCCACAUGUACAAGCGAGCGUCAUGUUCGGUCGUGGACGGCUCCAGGCUGGGAUCCUGGUCGAGCCUAAGCCCGAGUCCAGCUUUGAUCCCUCGGACGAUGCCAAGGUUGCUGAGUUCCGCAACAAGAUUUGGCCGACUGUCUUGAAGAUGAACGCCUUCGCUCCGCAGCACUCCCGUCUCUUCAAAGAGAUGAUAUUGAUUGCGAAGCCAAGCAAGCCCUUCUUUUACACCGCUAAGCAUACUGUGCGCCGUGGGGCCGUGAUCAAGGAAUACGAGGACGAGAUUGAUGCAAUCUAUGACUCGGUUGAAGCCAGCUCGCAGUCAGCCGUUCCACCUCCCGCGAGCUGGGACAUUCCCUCGACGACCAAGUUCGUGCGUCGGGUGGCUGCACAGGUCAUGGGCCGCACUAUACCGGACGACGGUGAUCUCUUCCAGCAUGGCUGCGAUAGUCUACAGGCGACCUAUAUCAGAAACACUCUUCUCCGUGCCGUCCGCGAGACUCAGAAGAUCGACACGCGCCACGUCCGAGAGAGCUUCAUCUACGACAACCCUACCAUCGCCCAGCUCUCCGCCUCCAUCGCCUCCAUCGCCCUUGGUACCGACCGCUCAGAGAGCGCCAGUACAUCUGCUGCGGCCCGCAUUGACGCCAUGCGCGCGAUGCUCGCGAAGUACACUGCAAACUUCCCCGUGCACAAGGCCGAUCCCAGUGUGAAGCGGCCUGCGGGCGACGUCGUCCUCGUCACGGGCACCACCGGGAGCUUGGGCUGUCACUUGCUGGCCCAGCUUUCGGAAAACCAAGAGGUCGCAAGGAUCUAUGCGCUGAACAGGCCUGCGAAGGACCAGCUCCCGCUCCGCGAGAGGCAGAGGUCUGCGCUGAUUGAUCGUGGGCUCGAUGCGAGUGUACUGGAGUCAGAGAAGGUCGUGCUGCUCGAGGGCGAUCUGGCGAAGGCGCACUUCGGUGUGGGCGAGAAGGUGUAUGAGGAGCUCCGUCGCUCUGUGACGCACAUCAUCCACAACGCCUGGCGCGUCGACUUCGUCAUCCAACUCACGUCGUUCGAACCACAGGUGCAAGGCGUCCGAGCUCUCGUCGACUUCGCCCUCAGCUCGCCCUUCCCUGAGCCACCCAGUCUGGUGUUCGAAAGUUCGAUGGGUACGCUUCAAAAUGCCCCGAACAACGAGUUUAUCCUCGAGACGUCCUCCAAACCAGAGUAUGCCAUCGGUACAGGCUACGCCGAGUCCAAAUGGGUCUCGGAGCAGAUCCUCUUCACUUCCUCCGAGAAGACCGCACUGAACCCGCUCAUCGCCCGCCUCGGCCAAAUAUGCGCCGGCCCCGACGGCGCAUGGAACGCCCACGAGUGGUUCCCGUCCAUUGUGCAGAGCGCGCCUACGCUGGGCUGCUUCCCAGAUGACAACAGGUCCGUCGAUUGGAUCCAGCUGGACCUCGCCACCGCCGCGCUCAUCGACUUCCGCAACGCGUCAAGCCCGACGCACCUCGUGCAUCUCGUGCAUCCGCGCCCCGUGUCCCUGCACACGCUGGCCGUCGCCGUCUCCGCUGAGUUCGCCGUCCCGCUCGUGCCGUUCGCGACGUGGCUCGCGAAGCUCGAGCAGCACGCCGCGCAGUCGCUCUCUGGCGCGGGCGCCGGAUCGGGCGGAGACGCAGUGCGGAGCCUGCGCGCGCUGCACCUGCUGCCGAUGUUCCGCGGGCUGGCGGAGAAGGCAGGAAAGGGCAACAUGGCGCUCGGCAUGACGAAUAUGGAUGUGAGCAGGGCGAAGGAGGCAUCCAGGACGAUGGCGGACCCGGAGUUGAGGCAGCUUGGUGCGGAGGAUGUGCAGAGGUGGCUGGCGUAUUGGCGCAAGGUCGGGCUGUUCGGUCGUGCCUGAAAGUGGUCUUUGUGACUACAUCUCGUGCCUCCUAGCCUGAGGCGUCAAUAUGACAUCCGAGUGUUGUGUAGGAUAGAAAUCAUCGAUGGCGACUCUGUACGGACUCUUAUGAGAUUAUGAUAGUAGACUGUUACGGAUUGCAGUCUCUUUAGAGCAGCUCAAGAUUACGAACGAACGAUUCAUGGCUU
This is a messenger RNA of Rhodofomes roseus, 3757 nucleotides long. RefSeq lists its product as uncharacterized. Lineage: Eukaryota; Fungi; Basidiomycota; Agaricomycetes; Polyporales; Fomitopsidaceae. The coding region runs from base 288 to 3569 and encodes 1093 amino acids. The record is from RefSeq and is a predicted model, not a curated record. The transcript is spliced from 17 exons.